Messenger RNA from Pseudophryne corroboree (corroboree frog), 2094 nucleotides. It is a transcript of the gene UFD1, whose product is annotated as ubiquitin recognition factor in ER associated degradation 1. Gene Ontology annotation, molecular function: polyubiquitin modification-dependent protein binding. Bases 104 to 1027 code for a protein of 307 amino acids. Gene Ontology annotation, cellular component: VCP-NPL4-UFD1 AAA ATPase complex. The transcript is spliced from 12 exons. The record is from RefSeq and is a predicted model, not a curated record. NCBI's taxonomy places the organism in Eukaryota, Metazoa, Chordata, Amphibia, Anura, Myobatrachidae.
GCGGAUUGGAUGACAACACAGCAUACACUUCCGGGAAGGGAGAGUGACUCGUACUGUACCAGCUGAGUGGCUGACAUCCUCGGGGGUAACCGGCAGUAUCACCAUGUUUUCUUUUAAUAUGUUUGACCACCCGAUACCACGGGUUUUCCAGAACCGCUUUUCCACACAGUAUCGCUGCUACUCUGUGUCUAUGUUAGCUGGGCCCAAUGACCGCUCUGAUGUGGAGAAAGGAGGAAAAAUUAUCAUGCCUCCGUCUGCACUGGAUCAACUGAGCAGAUUGAACAUCACAUAUCCCAUGCUCUUCAAAUUAACCAAUAAGAACUCCGAUAGAAUGACACAUUGUGGUGUUCUUGAGUUUGUUGCAGAUGAAGGUAUUUGCUACCUCCCUCAUUGGAUGAUGCAGAAUUUGCUGUUAGAAGAGGGAGGUCUGGUGCAAGUGGAAAGCGUCAAUCUCCAGGUGGCCACAUACUCCAAAUUCCAACCACAGAGCCCCGAUUUCCUGGACAUCACAAACCCAAAAGCAGUAUUGGAGAAUGCACUGAGGAACUUUGCUUGUCUGACAACUGGAGAUGUAAUUGCCAUUAAUUACAAUGAGAAGAUUUAUGAGCUUCGGGUGAUGGAAACAAAACCAGACAAAGCUGUAUCCAUUAUAGAGUGCGACAUGAAUGUGGAUUUUGAUGCCCCACUAGGUUACAAAGAGCCUGAACGACACACACAGCAGGAAGAGCCGUCUGACAUUGAACCAGAUCAGAGCGAGUAUGCUGCAGAUUUAGGAUUCAGGGCCUUCACCGGGUCUGGGAAUAGAUUGGAUGGAAAGAAAAAAGGGAUUGAUCCUAGUCCUUCUCCAUUAAAACCAGGAGACAUACGAAGAGGAAUCCCCAACUAUGAAUUCAAGAUCGGCACCAUCACUUUCAUCAGGAACGCCCGGCCGCAAGCUAAGAGGGUAGAAGAAGAUGAUGCGCUCAGUCGUUUCAUUGCAUUUUCUGGAGAAGGACAGUCCCUUCGGAACAAAGGCAGGAAACCCUAAGUGACUGUACAAAUGGAAAAUAAAAUAAAGAUGCUGCUUGCUUUUAUGUCUUCAUCUGGCUAUUAGAAGAAAUGUUCAUGUGAUCCACUUUGAGGAGAGAGUGUAUUGUUUUAUAAUGUAACCACAGAUUGCUGGGGGUCUUUAACAAAACUGACAAUCAAUGCAGAAAGGUUUUAGCUAUCACAUUACAUGGUCAACUGUGUUUCCUAGAUAUUCUGUAUUGAAAAAGUACAAACAUUAAAACAAUAUCAUGUCAGUAGUAUAUGGUAACCCCAAAAGUCUACAAGUGGCCAUCUACUUGUUCAGCAACUCUACAUAUGUUUGCCUUUGGCUGUCAGUAUCCCUGUGAGCUGUAGCCCACCUGCUGCCAUCUGAUAUCUGCAGUUGUAGGCUCCACUGGUAAAAAUCUUGCCAUUUGCUUAUGACAGGAGUGUGAAGAAAGGUUGUAUAACCUUUGAAAUUUAUCAGACAGAUAAUACGUAAAGGCUAGUUCCACUAUGUUCCCACCCCAUCCCCAUUUCAUUGUUUUUAUGCCUAAUGAAAGCAGUUGGUGGACAUGAUGCUUGGUUAGCUCUCAGCAGAGGCUCUAUUGGUUCGGUAGCGUCUAGUUUGCCUUCGUGGAUAGGACCUUUCCCAUAACCCCCUGCAUCCAUGUAACAAUCUAUUUGGAAUAGUAAAGUGUGGCGAGUGAAGCGGAGCGGCACGAGACACCGAGCCCGAAGCGUGGCGAGCGAAGCGAGUACGCGAGGGUCCAAUGCUGCAUAGAAGUAAAAACAUUAACCCAAACAAACGGCGAAAACAUGUAGUUGCUGUAAGGGCGGAAGUUCUCUCCUGCCCUCUCGUUUUGUCACUUCCAGGUCCUGAGCACGAAGGUAACAUAGACACAACCCUGUUGGUUCCACUUGCCACAUCAUCACCCCACUUCCAAAGUUCCAGUGUCAAGAGUGGAAUUCCUUUAAAAGGCUUUUCAAGUUUCAGAUACAGCGUUCUAGCCCUAGAUAAAGAUGAAUACAAAUUCUGGAUGCAGUAAUAAAUGCAGUUUUCUCUGCAAUAAACUGUUCAAUUCA